ACGUAGCUGCUGGUUUUUGAGGAAACCGCGGCACCUCCCUGGACCAGGUGACAUUCACCAGGACUCCUCCGCUGUUCUCCUCACUACACACGCUCCCUCCGCCGGCAUUAUGGUUUACGAAGUGGCAGGUCUCGAUGACUUCCAGAAGCAGCUGAAGAACGCCGGAGACAAGCUGGUGGUGGUGGACUUCACCGCCGCGUGGUGCGGCCCCUGCAACCUCAUCGGCCCAUACUUUGUGCAACUGGCGGCAGAGUACCCCAACGUGGUUUUCCUGAAGGUGGAUGUGGAUGAAGCUGAUGAUGUCAGUGCGUCAUGUGAAAUCAAGUGCAUGCCCACCUUCAUCGUGUACAGGGGGGGAAAGAAGGUGGACAAAGUCCUCGGCGCUGACAGAGACAAACUACUUGAAAUGCUGAAGAAACAUAUGUAAGCCUCCGAGGGGCCGACCACACACAACCUUGUCCUACAAGCUCCACAGAAACCGCCAGUAGCCUCUGUCCCUGUCUCUGACGAGCACGACCACCGGCUCCUGUUUUCCACGUAGCAGGCGGAGACAUUAAUUCCACUCGUGUACUGGUUCCAUAGUCCUGUCACAUCCAUGUAUGUAACAUUCGAACACUUUUAAACUCCUCUACGGAGAAUUUGGAUUUUUCUCCUGAACGUCUCGUUGUCUGUAACGUGUCCAACAAGGUGGAUUCAAUAAAUGAAGAUGAGUUACA
This is a messenger RNA of Limanda limanda (common dab), 716 nucleotides long. Its product is annotated as thioredoxin-like. Lineage: Eukaryota; Metazoa; Chordata; Actinopteri; Pleuronectiformes; Pleuronectidae. The record is from RefSeq and is a predicted model, not a curated record. The coding region runs from base 110 to 427 and encodes 105 amino acids. Gene Ontology annotation, molecular function: protein-disulfide reductase activity. The transcript has 5 exons.